Molecule: messenger RNA, 5127 nt
Organism: Mauremys reevesii (Reeves's turtle)
Lineage: Eukaryota; Metazoa; Chordata; Testudines; Geoemydidae
Product: zinc finger protein 436-like
Exons: 8
Coding region: 374-2425 (683 amino acids)
Biological process (GO): regulation of transcription by RNA polymerase II
Cellular component (GO): nucleus
Molecular function (GO): DNA-binding transcription factor activity, RNA polymerase II-specific; RNA polymerase II transcription regulatory region sequence-specific DNA binding
Source: RefSeq, a predicted model, not a curated record
CUCAGCGGCUCGUUGGGAAACUCCCGGCGCCCGGGCCGGGUCUGGUUGCAGGCGGGACUCCCGGGCCGGUGCUGGGACGAGCCCCGGAGAUCGCGUCCGGCCCCGGCGGGGCGGAACCCAACUGCAGUUGAAAUAAACGAAUCGCCCCUCCCAGGGCUCCUUGCUUGUCUAGCUGUGUCCAUCUCUCCUUAUUCCUCAGCUGGAACAGACAGGAAUUUCCACAACAAUGAGAUCACUAUAUUGGGAAAUAGGACAACUGCCCUGAUAACUGAAACACGGCGAUUGUCUCCACCACCGAGCAUUGGCCAGUGUAGCUUUGCCACCAGAGCCUGUCUCAGUUUGUGUGAUCGGAAGAGAAGGGAUUUCUGAGAGGAUGGAGCCCCCAUCCAGCUCAAGGUCUCAGAGGUUCCACCACCCAGGACCACAACUGAGCUGUGACCUUAGAGAGAAGCUGCAGUAUUCACGGCAACUAGAUCUUCCUGCGCCUUAUUUGUUUGUUCCUUAUGAUAAGGAGAAUGAAGGAGACCAGGAUAUAGUGGCCUCGCUCUAUAGGUUUGGCUUUAUGAUGCCAGUGACGUUUGAGGAGGUGGCCGUGUCCUUCUCUGAAGAUGAAUGGGCUCUUUUGGAUGAAAAGCAGAAGGAGCUCUACAGAGAUGUCAUGCAGGAGACUUACGAGACUCUCAUCUCAUUGGGAUUUCCGAUCGCUAAACCAGAUGCGCUGUCCCAGAUGGAGCGAGGGGAAGAGCCGUGGUUCCCAGAUCUCCAGCGCUCUGAGGAAAGGGAGAAUGCAAGAGGCACUAGCACAGCAGGUGCUGGGACGGUGAGUGUGAAGGAGGGAACAGUUCAGAAAGUAUCUACAGGAGCAGAACCACAAAGGAUGUUCUCCAGGAGACACUGUUGCCCUGAGUGGGGAGAUGCCAGUGAGUGUCAGGGCAGGACAGAGAGGCUCUGGGAAGACCCUCCAGGCAGGAGUAAAUCCCCUCAUAGCAAAAGAAGUUUAGAGAAAUCCAAAGAGACCAGCACCCACCAGACAGCCUGCACAGGGGAGAGCCCAAACACAGGUGCUGAACCUGGGGAAAGUUUCAGUAAAUGCUCGCUCCUCGUUAAGCAUUGUCAGCAAACUUGUGCAGGAAAGGGUGCUUACAAGUGUAAUGAAUGUGGCCAAAGCUUUUCUCAACAACAGUGCCUUCAGAGACAUCUGAGAAGUCACACAGGGGAGAGACCCUAUAAAUGUAAUGAAUGCAGGAAAAGCUUCAGACACAAGACAAGCCUCGUUCUUCAUCGUUACUCAGUCCACAAGUCGGAGAGACCCCAUAAGUGUCCAGUGUGCGGCCAGCAAUUUAUCCUGAGAAAGAGACUUAUUGAGCAUCAGAGAAUCCACAAGGAAGAGAUGCAUAGAGGGUUUAACAGUGGGAUUGUGAGAGAGAACAAGGAUGAGCAUCCCCAGCAGAAAAAGCCAGUGGGAGCAGAGCCUCAGGAGGCAUCUCAGAGAUGUGAACGGGCAGAUGCUGGUAAGAGUCGGGGAAGGAGAGGACAGCGGCGAGCUUACCCGGCAGUGGGAAAAGACUGUGAAUCUGCUGUAUGCGAAGGAAGUUCUAAGAAAUUGAACCGCACCAUCGCCUACCAGGGAACCAAGGUGGGAGCACAACUGAACACACAGAGUAAAAGUAAGAGAGACUUUAGCAGCAGCUCAGCCCUUGACCUGCAUCAGAAAACCCACCCGCAUGAGAAACGUUACAGCUGUGCUGAGUGUGGGAAAAGCUACCGCCAGAACUCUCACCUCCGAAGGCAUCAAAAAAGCCACACGGGAGAGAAACCUUAUGUGUGUGCUGACUGUGGGAGUAGCUUUGGACGGAAGUCAACACUCAGUAAACACCUACGGACGCACAAAGAGGAGAAACCCUAUAGCUGCGCUGACUGUGGGAGAAGCUUCAGAGAGAGCUCGUACCUUGUUCUGCAUAAGAGAAUCCACACAGGAGAGAAACCCUAUCAGUGUCCUGACUGUGACAAAAGCUUCAGGCUGAAAGGGGACUUUUCCAGUCACCGUAGAACCCACACGGGGGAAAAACCUCAUAAAUGCACUGAAUGCGGGCAAGGCUUCAGGCAGAAAUCAACUCUGACUAAGCACCUGAGGACCCAUACUGGGGAGCGGCCCUAUAAAUGUCCUCACUGUGAGAAAAGCUUUCGUCAGAAGUUCUCCCUUUCCCAGCAUCAGUUAAUGCAUCAUGAAGCGCGACCUCACAAAUGCACUGAAUGUGGGAAAAGCUUCUAUCAGAAGUUCACCCCUACCCAGCAACAGUCAGCGCACCAAGGAGAGAGACCUCACAAAUGUACUGAAUGUGAGGAAAGCAUCAAUCAAACACAAAAGCUUGUUAUACCCUUGGUAAACCUCCAUGUGAAAAAGAAACCAAUACAGCAAGUGUAACUUCAGAUUACAUUAGCUCUAGCAGUGCAACAGGGACGCCACGUGUGAUAUAAAACAGUGGGGUGGUACUUUCUUUGCUUGGAGAGGGACACUUAAGUAGAAGAUGAGAAGGAUGGGUGGGAAGUAUUGGCUUAUUUAUGAUGGCAGAUACAAGAUUCAGGAGGGGAAAGGAGCUGGUGAAGGUAGGAACAGAUCCUUUGGCAGGGGUCGGGGGCGGGGGGGAUUAGUGGGAAUUUCAAAUUAAUGGAGUUGAAUUUUGUGGAGGACUGAUCAUAAGGGCACAGUGGCAGGAGCCAAGAGCGCCUGGUAAUGGAGAUAUGGGUCAUUUAAAACCUGGGAUGUUGGAGGAGUGGAGUGUGUGUGUGUCUUUUAGAGCUUGUCUAUAUGAGGAGUUCUGCCAGUAUAAUUAUGCCGCUAUGGUUAUACUGGUACAACUUCCUAUGGGGACACUUUUGUUCUGAAAUGUUGUGCGUCCACCUGGGGAGUGAGAGAUGUAUAAUUACAGUUGUGUAUGGCCUGUAAAAUUCCCCAUGCAGGCACCCUUAAUGAGGGAAGAUUAAAGGUGACAGCUGAGCAGAUUUAAGUCAGUCACGCUCCACCCCCACAGCAGCCAACCAUGCCACUUUGGGUCUGUCUACACAGCAAGGAGCAGUAAGUCUCAGAGCCCAGGUCGGCGGACUUGGGCUCGCUCUAAGCGUUAACAAUAGCCGUGAGAUGUUUCAGCGCGGGCUGGAGCUUGGGCUCAGUGAGUCUCAGCGCCCGGGUGGACGCACUUGGGCUUGCGGAGCUCACGCUAUGGUGCUAAAAGUAGCUGUGAGACCUGGCUAAUCAACCUAGGGUCCCAACCUGAGCUGCAAUGUCUACACAGCUCUUUUUAGCACAGUAAUUCAAGGUCAAGUCUGUUGACCCAAACUCUGAGACUUGCUGCUGCUGGCUGCCCCUCGCAGUGUAGAGUAGACGUACCCUCGCUGGCUAGUAGCACUAUUGGCUAAAAAUAAACUCACUUUCGUAAAAUAUAUGGUUAAUAACAACAACAGGAUUCCAGGGGGAGCCAACAGGGGAGGUAGGCGGCCUGAAUUCCAAGCUCCUUGCGCCUCGCUAUACCCCGCAGAAUCUGUUCAAAAUAACAGCAAUCCUACUACGAAUGUAGUUAAUUUAGAUUUAUAUCAAUGCACCAUCUGCUAAGGGAUCCCUGGAUAAGAGUUUGGACCUCUCCUCUUCUCCAGUAACGAAGCAGGCCUGCAAAAAGCAAACGCUAUCGGAGAGCUCAUGUCAUAUGGAGAUGUAGGAAGAAGCUCCAGAUAGAAUCCCGAACAAACCUUGCAGGUGGCUUCAGUAGAUCUCGGAAGAAUUAUCUGCUGACAUUGUUCUUCAGAGAGUUAUUGCUGAUGUGAAAAAGACCACUGCAGCUCCUCAAACAAGCCUACGAAGGAGAGCAGGGCAAGUUGAGGCCCAUGUGUCUACACUGGAGGACUCUGUAACAGCCAGUAACGCCUCCUCAAAUCAGCAGCUGCAGAGAAUUAGAGCCCUACAGGAGAGAGUGGACUAUCAGGAGGGCAGAACAAGAUAUAAUUUUGGUUGCCUUUCUGGAGGGCUUUGAGAAAAGUAAGUCUAUUGAAUUCCUAAAUAAGGCUGACCCUGAAUUUUUUAAAACUCCCUUCGGGAACUGAUUUUGAAAUUGAGAGGGAGCACCGUUUCUUAGCCCCGAAGCCCCCAGCAGAUGUGAGGCCACAACAUUUCCUCAUUUUUUAACGAUGAAGUUUUUAAAAUGUGGCGCCAGACAGUUCCAUACGGCCAUGGAAAUGAACAUACAAGGCCGAUGCCACGCUACAUUUCAUUUCCGGCCACGUUUCAGAUUGAGACUGAAGGAUAAUGCCGCGGUUUUGGCACAGCAACAGAAGCUAAGAAAUUUAUGGAUUCUCUGCGAGGGACUCUCUUCUGGUCAGCACCUGGAGACCGAUCCUUUCUUUUACACUUCAGGGCAUAGACUGGUCCUUAUUCUGCUCCACCCCCAAUGUCUGUAUUUAAGAGAGAAGGAAGAUGAUCUUUGCUUGGUCUGUUUUACUGGAAACAAUUUUUGAGGCUGCUUUUUCCUUGAAGAUUUCUGCUUCCUCCACCGAGUAUAUAAGAAGUCGGGGUCUAUAAAACUGCACCUGGAAUUACCAGUGCCAGUGGUAUGUGAUUACCCAGAUCCACAAUGAAACCAACACCCCCAUCUGCUAGGAAGAGCUAUGGAGGUGAAACAUUUACUUGAUGCAUAAUUUAUAUUUCCCUUGGACUGGGACUGAAUCUUAUGAUAGUGAGCGUCUGUCUGAUAUAGACAGUCUAUACUGGUUGCUUUUGCUUAACAGUUACCCUGUGAGACACGAACAGGGAAUUGCAGUUCUCUGCACAGCGAUUUGCUGAAUCCUUCUUUCUCACUGAAACACGCCCUUCCCCAAUCCGGAUCUGUAUAAAUUGCCUCACUCUCCCCUGCAGAUUUAUUUCCCUCUUCUAUCCCUCUCCCCCUUUUGUAAAUUAUUGUUAGCUGGCCUCACCUCUUACACCCACCUCUCACACCUCCAGUCCCCUGCCCUCCCUGACUCCUGCACCCCCGACAUCCCCACCCUGAGCACCAAAUGGGAGCUCCUGCACCACUUCUGCCACAUUCCCACCUGCACCCCUUGCACCAAAUGGGAACUUCCCCAGGUAAGCGCUCCACA